Anolis carolinensis (green anole) is the source of this 12642-nucleotide messenger RNA. It is a transcript of the gene rictor, whose product is annotated as RPTOR independent companion of MTOR complex 2. NCBI's taxonomy places the organism in Eukaryota, Metazoa, Chordata, Lepidosauria, Squamata, Anolidae. Gene Ontology annotation, biological process: TORC2 signaling; positive regulation of phosphatidylinositol 3-kinase/protein kinase B signal transduction. The transcript has 39 exons. The record is from RefSeq and is a predicted model, not a curated record. Gene Ontology annotation, cellular component: TORC2 complex. Bases 78 to 5297 code for a protein of 1739 amino acids. Gene Ontology annotation, molecular function: protein serine/threonine kinase activator activity.
CCCAGGCGGCUUUCCCCCUCCCAGCUCUCGCGAGAGCGGGCGAGGUUUCCGGUGUUGUGAGUGCGGCGCCCGUCAACAUGGCGGUGAAUCUCCGCGCCCGGUCGCUGAGGCACCUCCGCAUCCGAGGCCGGAACGACAGCGGCGAGGAGAACGUGCCCCUCGAUCUCACCCGAGACCCCUCUGAUAAUCUGAGAGAGAUUCUCCAAAAUGUGGCCAAAUUGCAAGGGGUUUCAAAUAUGAGAAAACUGGGCCACUUGAAUAAUUUUACUAAGCUUCUUUGUAAUGCUGGUCAUAAUGAAGAAAAGCUAGGUUUUACUUAUGACGAUAUCAUCAUAUGUCUGCGGUUAGCUUUACUAAAUGAAGCAAAAGAGGUGAGAGCAGCAGGUCUACGAGCCCUUCGAUAUCUUAUCCGAGACUCCAGUAUUCUGCAGAAAGUAUUAAAAUUGAAAGUGGAUUACUUGAUAGCAAGGUGCAUUGAUAUACAGCAGAGUAAUGAAGUAGAAAGAACACAGGCACUUCGAUUAGUCAGAAAAAUGAUCACUGUGAAUGCUUCAAUAUUUCCUAGUUCUGUUACCAAUUCUUUGAUAGCUGUUGGAAAUGAUGGCCUUCAGGAGAGGGACAGGAUGGUUCGAGCGUGUAUUGCUAUUAUCUGUGAACUGGGUAAGAAUUUUGAAAAAAUUAUAGCAAUUCAGAAUCCAGAAGUAGUUGCACUUCGUGGUGGAUUAAGUACCAUUUUGAAAAAUGUGAUUGAUUGUCAGUUAAGCCGUAUAAAUGAGGCCCUCAUAACUACAGUCUUACAUCUUCUCAAUCAUCCAAAGACUCGACAGUAUGUACGAGCAGAUGUAGAAUUAGAGCGGAUUUUAGCUCCAUACACAGACUUUCACUACAGGCAUAAUCCAGACACUGCAGAAGGACAGCUCAAAGAAGACCGAGAAGCACGGCUUUCAGCUAGUAAAAUGGGAAUUGUGGCAGCAUUUCGCUCAUGGGCAGGUAUCAUUAGUUUAUGCAAGCCUGGGAAUUCUGGGAUCCAAUCUCUUAUUGGGGUGUUUUGUAUACCUAACAUGGAAAUACGGAGAGGACUGCUUGAAGUUCUGUAUGAUAUUUUUCGACUUCCUCUUCCUAUUGUGACUGAAGAAUUUAUAGAAGCACUUCUCAGUGUAGAUCCAAGCCGGUUUCAAGAUAGUUGGAGACUCUCCGAUGGCUUUGUGGCUGCAGAAGCUAAAGUUAUAUUACCUCACCGAGCCAGAUCCAGGCCUGACCUCAUGGAUAAUUACUUGGCACUGGUUCUCUCUGCUUUCAUUAGAAAUGGAUUGUUAGAAGGUCUAGUAGAAGUAAUCACAAGUAGUGAUGAUCCUGUGUCUGUCCGGGCAACCAUCUUACUGGGAGAACUUUUGCAUAUGGCAAACACCAUUCUGCCUCAUUGCCACAGCCACCACUUACAUUGCUUACCAACUUUAAUGAAUAUGGCAGCAUCUUUUGACAUUGGAAAGGAAAAGAGAUUACGAGCCAGUGCAGCACUGAAUUGUUUAAAACGCUUCCAUGAAAUGAAGAAACGAGGACCUAAGCCUUAUAGCCUUCAUCUAGAUCACAUUGUUCAGAAAGCUAUGUCAACACAUCAGCGAAGAGAUCAAUAUCGUGUGCAAAAAGAUAUCUUUAUUCUAAAGGACACAGAGGAGGCACUGUUAACAAAUCUUAGAGAUAGCCAAGUUCUUCAUCACAAAGAGAAUCUUGAGUGGAACUGGAAUCUUAUAGGGACCAUACUUAAGUGGCCAAACAUCAGUCUAAAGGCUAACAAAGAUGAACAAUUGCACAGAUUUGUACGACGGCUGAUAUAUUUCUAUAAGCCCAGCAGCAAAUUGUACGCCAACCUGGAUCUGGAUUAUGCAAAGUCCAAACAACUCACAGUUGUGGGCUGUCAGUUUGCUGAGUUUCUUCUUGAGUCUGAAGAGGAAGGAAGACAGGAAGGAAAGAAGGAAGGAAGGCAGGUGCAACAAAAGCAGGAUGGUCAUAGCUAUCUUGAAGACUUAGUGAAAGAUAUUGUACAAUGGCUUAAUUCUUCAUCUGGAAUGAAACCAGAACGCAGUCUCCAGAACAAUGGGCUACUCAACACCCUUAGUCAGCACUACUUCUUGUUUUUUGGUACGCUUUCCUGUCAUCCCCAUGGAGUGAAAAUGCUUGAAAAGUGUAACGUGUUUCAGUGUCUCCUUAAUCUUUGCUCCUUGAAGAAUCAAGACCACUUGCUCAAACUGACAGUUUCUAGUUUGGACUACAGCAGGGAUGGAUUAGCAAGAGUCAUCCUUUCUAAAAUUCUAACUGCUUCGACAGAUAACUGCAGGUUGUAUGCUACAAAACACCUCCGAGUUCUUCUGAGGGCCAAUGUAGAGUUCUUCAGUAACUGGGGAAUUGAAUUAUUGGUCACUCAGCUUCAUGACAAAAAUAAGGCAAUUUCUUCAGAAGCACUUGAUAUCCUUGAUGAGGCAUGUGAAGACAAGGCCAACCUUCAUGCUCUCAUUCAGAUGAAACCAGCACUGUCACACCUUGGAGACAAGGGCUUGCUUCUCCUUUUAAGAUUUCUUUCAAUUCCAAAAGGGUUUUCCUAUCUAAAUGAGCGAGGCUACGUGACAAAACAAAUGGAGAAGUGGCAGAAGGAGUACAACUUAAAAUAUGUUGACUUGAUAGAAGAGCAACUUAAUGAAGCACUGACCACUUACCGGAAACCUGUUGAUGGUGAUAAUUAUGUUCGGCGUAGCAACCAAAGAUUGCAGCGGCCACAUGUCUAUCUGCCAGUUCACCUUUAUGGCCAACUGGUACAUCACAAAACAGGCUGCCAUUUGUUGGAAGCUCAGAGCAUUGUUCCUGACCUGAGUUACACUGUUCGUUCUCCAAUGCUGGAUAAAUGGGAAGGGAUUAAGCAACUGAAAGCAGCUCUCUGGGCAUUGGGAAAUAUUGGUUCUUCGAACUGGGGUCUGAAUUUGCUUCAAGAGGAAAAUGUGAUUCCUGAUAUAAUGGCACUUGCCCAGCAGUGUGAGGUUCUGUCUGUUAGAGGGACAUGUGUCUACGUGCUUGGCUUAAUAGCCAAAACAAAACAAGGUUGUGACAUUUUGAAACAUCAUAAUUGGGAUGCGGUGAGACACAGUCGAAGACAGCCAUGGCCAGUAGUCCCUGAUGAUAUGGAACAACUCUGCAAUGAACUCUCCUCCAUCCCCAGCACACUUAGCUUAAACUCUGAAUCUACUGGGUCAAGGCACAACAGUGAAAGUGAAUCUGCACCAUCGAGCAUGUUCAUUAUGGAAGAUGAUAGGAUUGGCAGCACCUCUACUAGCACAUUUUUCUUAGAUAUCUCAGAAGAUGGAGAGCAGAAUCUCUAUGACCAAUCUGGAUCCUUGAAGGAUAAAGAUCGCAAUCCCUUUCCUUUUUUCUCUUCCGGCAGACUUGCAAAGAAUCGAUUUUUAAAUUCUCUUACCUUGCCUAAUAAAAAGCACAGGAGUAGCAGUAUUCCUAAAAGUGGCAAGCUUUCUUCUUCGGAGAGCAAAAUGGGUUUGAGGCGAAAUCGCACAGUAACUGAGCCUUCAGGCAGUAUUGAUUUUACACGGGGGGAUGAUUUCACGCCAAUAUUUAGGGUGCCUAAAAUUCAAACUUUCAAGCUGGAAACUUCAUUUGUCGGGAGUAGGCAAAAUGAAGAUGCAGCUAGCACUCCAAGCCUUGGUGAAAAUGACCUAAAACUUCCAAAAAACUUUGGCCAUGAAAAUCACCGGGAAAACACGAGCCGAGAAAGGCUGAUGGGGGAUGUUUCUACACAAACAAACUUCAAAAGUCGAAGUUUGAGUUUCAAUACAGAUACUACUACAAGUGGCAUAAGUUCAAUGAGUUCAAGCCCUUCAAGGGAGACUAUGGGAGUGGACACUACAAAUAUAGACACAGACUGUGGGAGUUUAAGUACUGUGGUGAGUACAAAGACAGUUAAAACAAUUCAGUAUUCGACUCCACAGCCUAAUCACCUCCCUCUCUCAAAGUCAAAUUCUGUUUCCCUGGUGCCACCAGGGUCUUCACACACACUUCCUCGGAGAGCACAGUCACUAAAAGCUCCUUCACUUGCUACAAUAAAAAGUCUGGCUGACUAUAACUUUAGUUAUACCAGUUCUCGAGACGCCUUUGGAUAUGCAACGCUAAAACGCUUGCAACAACAGAGGAUGCACCCUUCUUUGUCUCAUUCAGAAGCCCUGGCUUCUCCAGCAAAGGAUGUGCUUUUCACGGACACUAUCACAAUGAAGUCUGGCAGUCUAGAUUCCCGAUUAACACAAAACAGGUUCAUAAGAGCUUUAAGUUAUGCAUCAUCUCUAGAUAAAGAAGAUUUAUUAAGCCCUAUUAAUCAAAAUACUCUGCAGCGCUCUUCUUCUGUUCGUUCCAUGGUGUCAAAUGCUACCUAUGGUAGCUCAGAUGAUUACAUUGGACUUGCACUUCCUGUUGAUAUCAAUGAAAUAUUUCAGGUAAAAGAAACUCCAUAUUUUCUGAAGAAAACUGUGCCUUCGUUUGAUGAACGGAGCACUCGAGUCUUUGGCCAGGAUGCUGGAGGUUUGUCAGGAAGUUCUACUGAAGCUGUGAAGAGUCCUUUUCAGAUACUUCGUCAGCAAAUCAGUCUUACAGAGAUUAUGAACACAAGCCGUUCGGAUGCCUCCCAAUUCCUUGAAAACAUGGAAGAUACCGGGCUUCAAGAGCACACUGAAGACAAUUGUCUUUACUGUGUCUGCACGCACAUUCUGGGCUAUCAACAUAACAACAAAGUGAACUCUGCAUAUAGUCGCACAGAAUUUUCAGACAUUCCUUAUUCUGACUGGUGUGGAAAGACCAUGCAUAAUCACUUGGAUGUGGUUUCCCAUUCCUCAAAGUUUUCUGGAAUUUCAGGAUGUAGCGAUGCUGUAUCUCAUGGAUCAGCUAGUAGCACUAAGAGUACAGAUCUUGUCAUAGGAGUAAAGUCAAUCCCAGAUGAUACUCCAGUCUGCCGCAUACUACUGAGAAAGGAAGUCUUGCGAUUAGUGAUCAACUUGAGUAGUUCAGUGGGAACCAAAGGUCAUGAAACAGGUUUAUUGACGAUUAAAGAGAAGUUCCCCCAAGCAUUUGAUGACAUAUGCCUUUACUCUGAAGUGUCUUACUUGUUGGCUCACUGUACAUUUAGAUUACCAUCUCGGCGGUUCAUACAGGAGCUUUUUCAAGAUGUACAGUUUUUACAGAUGCAUGAAGAAGCAGAAGCUGUUUUGGCUGCAAAUCAACAGACAGUUAGCCUCUCGACAGAAUCCUGACCUCUUGUUUUCCACAGUGUGAUAAACAUGAAGUUGCUGGUAGCCUUGGAUAACUUUUGAUGGAUUGGGCAACAGAGAGAAGCAUCGUCUUCUAAAUGGCUGCUGGAGUCCUGGGUACAUGUAGCUGGAGUCUGAGCUACAGAACCUGCCCUCAGUGGAAUAUGGCUUCCCUAGCUGUCUGAGCCAGCCCUAUGUGGAAUUGUUAACAUGAUAAAAGUACCAAUUAUGAAAAUAUGCAAGAAGAACCAAGCACGAAACACUUGCACAGGUUUUCAUUUCACAUACUUUAAAAUGCAAUGUAUGGACAAUGUAGAAGGGCAAGUUUUACAUGGUUGACUUCUGGACAAAAAAAAAUGAUAUCUUGCUUGUUCACCCUAGAUCUCAGAUUCAGGGUGUCUUAGGUUUUAUACCAUUGUCAGUGAAGCAUGCUCUAACCGUGGACAUAAGGGCAUUAAUUAUGGACCUUCCGUGGUAUUUUUCUUAAUUUUUGUGAAACACUACUUGGGGGAUUUCUGAUCUCAGAGAGAGACUCCUCAGUAACUGAGGAUAGUCUUAAAGUUGUUAUGAUUACUUAUAGCAAAACUAGCUGUUAGCAGCCUGUCCAGCUCUGUUGCAGUUGAUUGUAAUUAUAUGUUUACUGAACUAAUUAAGGAAUUUCACUACAUUGAUUUUAAGAGAACAAAUCAUUUAUUCAUCUCCUGGAAUCAGAUUUUCCCUUUAAAUGUAAUGCAUGCCAUUUUGGUGGAGUGUCUACGUUAGUGCUCAUCCAGUAUAUAAAUUGGUUGUCUAAAUGUAAACCUUUAACAAGCAUGACUUCAGAUUAAGGGGUGCAUACUUUAUCAAGUAAACCUAGGAAAUAUAUGCCUGUUGCUGCUUUUGGUCAAGAAAGAUGAAAAAAUCCACAUUCCAUGGCUUUAAAUUUUCUCCUUAUUACUGGACUGCAGGAUAAUACCAAUAAUUGUAGUGAAAAGCCUUAAACAUACAGUGUUGAAGCGGCCACUACUUUGCUUUAAUCCAGAGUACUUUUGGAUAAUUUGCACAGAUUAUAGAGUUGUGACAAUGUAGAUUAGUUCCCCCACCCCCUUAAAGUGAAAUACAUAAUUUUUUAUAAGUAUGGACUUGAAACAAAAGCAUCUUGUACUGAGCCUCUGCAAUAUCUGAUAACUGAUAUAUGUAAACCUGUACAUACAUAUGCCCAGUUCCUUUAAUUAGGCUUUAAUGAACUAUAUUUGUUUCUAAUUUAUUGUAUAUUUGAAUCAUUCAGCUGGACUGUUUUGAGAUUGUUCACCUUCUUUCACAUUUACCCCCACUCAACCUUAAAACAAAAAUCAGCACAAGGAUUUGCUUGUCAAGGUGGAAACUGCUCAGUUUUGCUUAUUCCUUAUCUGAACUUAAUUAUUGCGCUAAUGAGAUGUUUUGUGGCAUAAAUUUGUUCUUAGCGGCAUGUACUGUUCUGUAUAAUUGCAUUCUUUUCUUUUGAAAUGUAGCACUCUAUUACAUUUACUGCCAUACCAAACAAAAAAGCAAAAUCAUUUUGCUACACAACUCAGGGAGAGGAAAGUAGAAGCAGUCUACAUGUACUUGCUGCUUUUUAGCUAUCUUCUCCCUUAUCAAGAAGUGGCAAACAGUUGUGUCUGGCUCCCCCCCCCCCCCAUCACUCCUCUCUUUCACCUGCUACAUUGAAGGAUAAAUGACUACUCCGUAAAGUUCUUCCUAGCUUGGCCAAGCUGUGUGGCUGCAUGUUUUCUCCUCCCACUGCAUCAUUGUGUGUUGAGACGCUUACCCACUGCUUUCUCUUUCAGCCCAAAAAAAAUACAAAUGGAUUUUUUGGAAAAAAAAUCAACCACUUGACCAUUUUCAAGAAGCUACCCAUGCAGGCAAUUUUCCACCCCAAACUAGAAAUGAGACCUGGGGUAUCUUCUUAUGUACCUUGGAGGUGAUUAUUUCUCCUGCUUCCCCAAGUGAUGGAUACUGUAAAAUCAGGAAAACAUUUCCCUAAUAGCAAUUUGGAGUGGGGGGCAGGAGACCAUUGAUGACUUCUUUCCUGUCUUGUUAUAUUUUGGGCUAGUAGCAGGUGACAUUUCCUGGAGGCAGUCUUCUCCCCACCAACUCUCCCCCCCCCCCCCCCGAAGCUGUGGAGCAAAGUCUCAUAUUUGUGCUGGCACUGAGUAAUCAAUUGAGAUUCCAAUUUGCAUGUAAGAACUCCUUCCUGUAGUAUUAAAUGGCAGAACUGUUUUCAUCAAAUGAUAUGCCCUUAAUUAUCAUGUAAUUAAUUGAACAUUUGGAGAACCAUGGAAAAAGGUGCUUCCAUCAGGAAUCAGUACUUUACUGUAUAUUCUACAAAGUGAAUCUUGGAGAAUUGGGGUGAGGGCAGGGGUGAGAAAGGAGCUUCAUAUGUUUUAAUACCGACCUUUUAAACACAUAGAGUUGCAUAACAAUUAUCUAUCAGUAUUUAGAGAGAGAUCUUUUAACCUUCACAGUUCCUUUGCAAAACCAAAAUAUCAGCCACAAUAGACCAAAUAGUGGUACAACCUCCAAAGGACUAAUGCCAUACUCCCAUUAAAAACUGAAAUACAGUAGUUGCAAAUACUACCUCAGUUAAGUUAGAGUAACAUUGUUAUCUAGGUAGAAUUAAUUGAUUGGCUUCAUAUUUCGUUUUGUUUUGUUUUUUCUUGCUUUGAAGUAAGAAGUAAAUCAGGAAGUAUUCUUUAAAAGAUGUAAAUCUAUAUUAACAAAAGAAAAGUCUCCAAAUAGUUAAGCUUCCUGAUUACAUCUCUUAGAGAAAGGAUAUUAGGAAUGAUUACAGAAAACUAAAGAGGAAACUUGCAUCACAAUGUAUAUGUAUUCACAUAGCAGUGCAUAUUAGUCUUGUGCUUUCAGGGUAAAUCUUUUCUUGGGGGGCCCAAUCCAUUUUUGAGUGCCUCCUGAAAUUGGGAGGGUUUUUUUUCAGAUCAGGGCCUUGAAAUUUGGGCCAUUAUUGGGGGGGGGAGGUAGCACCCACUGGCUCCCCUUCCUGACGUUCUUACCUGGCACCUGCUGUUGCUCCUCUGGAGUAAGAGGCGUUCAACUGCAGGUGCGCUCCAGGCCUGCCUGCACACCUCACCAUCCACCACACACACCCCUCCACACUCUCUAAGUAUGUGUGUGUGGCGGGGUCUGCAAGCAGGCCCGGAGAACAUCAGCAGGUCCCGCAAGCCGCCACACAUGCUCCCCCACACUCUUCAAGAGUGUGUGAGUGGUGGGGCCUGCAGCUCCUGGCCUGCCUGCAUGCAAACAAGGAGGCAAUUUCGGCUCAAAACAAAAGCAGGCUUGUGUCGAGCAGAUUUCUGGGGGGGGGGGGGGGGGCUUCCUGUUUCAUGCUUCUGCAGAAAUGGAAUGCGUAGAAAUAAAUGGUAGGAAUGAAUUUCGUGCACAUGGCUAAUGCAUAUGCCAUAUAUUUAAUAAGCUUUUGCUUUUUUUUGAACACCAAGAACUCUGACUUCUAUCCAAAAUGGGCUGGCCCCAGCCCUUUGGGGAGUAAUUUCACCAAUAAUUUUGCAAAAUAACAGAUAUACCCAAUGGAUUUCUACCUAUGUACAUCUGGGAAGGGUGUCUUGGGGCCAUACAGACAUACAGAUUUUCCUCCUUGGCAAAGUUCUACCAGUCCAGUCUUUCGCAUUUCCAUAGAUUAUACUUGCAUGGCUUUUAAAUCAUUAACUCAAAUGCAGUUAAACAGCCCUUUGUUGUGACUUGAGAAAGUCCUGCCUGGUUUGUGACAAUUUCCUGCAUUUUUGUGCUGCCAGGACAAAGAGAGCAAAAGGAAGGCCUAUUGAACACCUGGUUGACUUUUGGACUUGGCUGAUGGAUGGGCUGCAUUUGGCUAAGAAUGAACAAGCUUCUGCACUGAAGUUUCUCCUUGAGCACUGAGCCAGAAGCUAUGGAAAAGGUUCCUUAGAAAUAAGUAUGAUACUCCAUAGGAGAGAUCUGCACUUGCAACACACAAUGAAUUACAUGGGCAUUCAGAUCGGGUCACUUCCUCUGUGAUUCCCUCCCUUUACUCAAAUGGGUAGAAAACUCAGUCUGUCUUGCAUGAAAAUUAGAGAUGCUGAAAGUAGCAUCUCUCUCCCAUUAUGAAAUGUAUUGUUUUGUUUUUUUUUAAGGAUUUUGAUUCUUCAACAGUAACCCUUCAAGAAAGGGAAGGAACUUUUGUCUCCCAGAUGCUAUGGACCAUAAAUUUCAUAAUCCCAGACUUUUGGUGAUGCCAGCUGGAGCUUCUAGGAGUUGAAGUCCAGAACACCCAAAGAACCAAAGAUUUUUCAGGCCUGCCCUACAGCAUGCUACUAAAUCCUGAGGAUCUGUUGGGACAUAUGCUUUGUUUGUAUGGAAGAUAGUGGAAUAAUUAGAAACAGACACAUAUGCACAUUCACACUGUGGAGGUUAUUUGAAUCUAGGGUCUUCAGUGAGGGCUGCUCCACAUCUUUGAAUGUCUAAGUGGUGUCCCAAAAGGUUGCAUGUGAAAAAAAGAGUUUAAAUGGUUACCCUUUUAUUGUUCAUUGCAUUCCAAAAUCAAAGAGUUCUGCUUCCUGUAAAAAUAAUUUUAGUGAUGAAGUAAAUGUUAUGGCAUAGUCAAGCUUCACAUUCAUCAUCUCCAUCAGCUUGUAUAUACUAGCAGCAGAGCAAUAACCUGGUUUCAUUUGCUGUUAGAGGGGAAAUAAACCAUGAUUUUCUAGUCCUCAGGACAUAGACUCAUUCUAGAUUUGCCCUUCUGUUUGUUUUCACUAACUUCUUUCUCCUUCCUGAGCCCUCCACACCAUUCCCAACUGGCCCCUCACUUCAGGAGCAGGCUUUUUGAAGGUGCAAACAGAAGGGGGAGACAGGAAAGACCAAUUCUUUGAAUGUAUUAUGUUCACAACCCUCUAGCUCAUAAGCUGUGACAAAAGAUAACAUGGCCCUAAAAAGACUGAAGGAAAUACUCACAAUUAUUACUAGGGUAUACAGGCAACAUACUUUCUCAUUCUGCUCAAUUUUUAGUAUGUAGAAAAUGGCAAGUGAACUCAAGAGUUUCACCAUCAUCUCUUUAUGUCUGCUAUAAGAGGAGGUUCUGGUGGUCUGAAUGGGCUUAAUUCUCACUCUGAUCAGGCACAUUGUGAAUGAAUGUGAGUAUUAUGCUCAAUGUGUUAUUUCCGUCUCUUCCACCACUACUGAGAAGGCUUAAUGCUUAAUACACCUUUUAAAGUUAGGAGUGGAAGAGGCAGAAUUCACAUGCACAAGGACAUUGGAGGAAAGGAUGGAAUGCCUUUAGCUCUCUGUAUAUAUAUUUUGUCUAGAAUAAACCUAAUCUCCCAUUUAUCAUUUGAUACAUGCUUUUAGGCUAUUAUUCAAGGUGGUGUAGUAAGGAUCCCUUUCCCAGUAAAACCGAUACUUUCCAUACCAGAGCACACCUUUACAGCAGGUUAGCGACUGGGAGAGAGCAAUGACAUACAAGUGACAUCUGGCUGCAGUGAUAAAAGAGACACUUCCAUCUUUCCAGAUCUCCAGUGAAAGUACAUUAGAGAUCUGGGAGAACGAGGUCUUAUCUUCUACCAGCCAUUGAUCAGAUGUGGGGACACCCUCUGUUAUGGAAAAGGUUGGUUGCAGAAAGGGGAACAGGCUAAUACAAGAUCUUGACUGUUACAGUUCCAUAAAUUCAAGGUUCAAUGCAUUCAAAUUAUUUCUCAAAUAUGAAAACUAUAGACAAUGACAGGCAUCUUAUGAUGGUACUCAACAACACUUUGAAGCAGCUAUCUCCAGACUGCUGCCAUAUAUGUGUUUUGCACUACCAUCCCCAUCACUCUAGACAUAUGCUUGGACAUGAUGGUUGUCAUCUAACAUAUCUGUCAAGUGCCAGUUUGGGAAAGGCUGUUUUUACUUGAUAAGGAUGAAAUAGGAAUAUCCUUGGAAGCAUUUCACAUACUUGAUGUUUCUGGCAACACUUUUAAAUUCUUUUUCAGUGUUGAUGUCAUCUUGGUGAAGUGAAUAUAAGUUGCAGAGGGCUUAAGCCAACCAAAGCAAGGCACUUUCAGUUUGGGAAAGCUUAACUUUUUUUAGUCUUGCCUUAAACAUCUUUAUAUUGUGAUAGAAAAAUAUUACUUGCAGUGACCUAUCUAUUGCAAUUGUUCUCUGACUUUGAUCCACCUAAUGUUUAGAACUUCUAGGAGUAAAAAUCAACAACAUCUGGAGGACCAGAGAUAGAAAAGUCCUGAACUGGCAUCCACCUCAUUCCCUCCAGAUGUUUUGUUCUACAGUCAGCCUCCGAUGUUCUAUAAGUCAGAUAUCAGAAACUUCUGGUUUCUCUGAUCUCUUAUCCCUUCUUGUUUGUCCUCUUGUUCAGAAAACAAAAUAAUUAUGUGUCUUUCAGCCUUUUUCAAUUACUGUACCUUAAUAUUACUUUAUGGCUAAAGGUAUGCUAGUGAUGAUGGGAACAUGGUAGAAUCCUUGUUACACACUUCCCUUUUCUAGAAAUGGAAAUAGUCCAGUUCUGAAUCAAGGUUUUUUAUUUAAAUUUAUCUUCUUAAACUUCCAUUUUACUACAUAUUUUUGUUAACCUUUGUUAAAAAUCCAUAAAAGAAUGUGUUAUUUUUUUCUUUUGACUUAUUUUUGUAAAAUUAGGUGGAUAGCAAUGCCACAGUAUGCAGAAAUUGCACUUUUUUGCUUGACUUCCUUGUAAAAUAGAUAUUAUUUAAUUUGAAAAAAUAAUAAUGUAAUUUAUGCCAAAAAAAAGGUAACUUGCCAUUUUCCCACUGCAUAGGUUAGAUUAGCACAAAAUACAAAGAACUUUGGUUGGGGUGGAAUUUUGCAGGCAUAAUUAUGAGAUGGGAAAGAAUUCUACUUCAAAUAGUGGCUACCAAUAACCCAAGCAAUGUGUGUUAAAUUAGAGAUGAUGUAAAUUAGUCAAUCUGAGGAGGGGAAGAGAUUAUGAAAAUGUUCAAGACUUGUUUUCCCUGCUCCAUGUGGUCAUUAUUUCUUUUAUAUAUGUAUAUACAUAUUAGUUGACGAGCUGCUACAUAUUUUGAAGUUCUAUUGUUUGUAGGUCACUGAAUGGACAUUGAAAUCUGAUUUAUAUUGUAUACCUGUAACAUAGAAAGAAAAAAGUAUUUAUAUAUUUUCUGUAUGAAUAUUUCAUUGAGCUGUGUAUAAUUUUAAAGAGACUUUGUCCCCAAACGGUUCUGCUCAUCUUGAUUUUUAGUUUGGUUUUUUUAAUUUUGUUUGGGGUUUUUUUGUUUCCUUUUGUAUAGUGUAUACAAUUUGUGUCUAUGAACAGUAAAAGCCUCCUGGAGCAUUAUCUUAUUAAAGGGAUGCAUUGUUAAUAAAAUGAACUUCAAACAGU